Molecule: messenger RNA, 9978 nt
Organism: Meleagris gallopavo (turkey)
Lineage: Eukaryota; Metazoa; Chordata; Aves; Galliformes; Phasianidae
Source: RefSeq, a predicted model, not a curated record
GGCAGCCUGUUACAGUGCUAAGAUGUUCCAGUGUUUUAGAUGGUUCGAAGCAAAAUGGCUUCAAGCAGUAAAGUCUGUGGUGCUUCACAGGUUGUGUUUUGUUUUUUUUUAGUGUUGAAACACAUAAAGAAUGUGUAUUUUUGUUUGUAUCAGUGCAUGCAGUUUUGGUCAUUACUACUUAUUGAUGAUUUAAAGUAUGUGUUCAUAUUCUUAAAUUUCCUCUGAGCACAGAAAUGAAAAUGUUUCUCACUUAAGUACUGACAGAUAACAUAAGCUCUCCGUUUUGCCUGGCACUGAAUGAUGUCUAACACAGUAUUUCAGGUUUUAUUUGUAAUAUGCACACUAAUAACCAGUGGUCAUCAGUUUCUUAACUCUUCCUACUCACUGCAAUGUCUCACAGAAUGUCCUCCUUGAUAUGAUCCUUUGGAAGGUUGUGUUCAAUCGAGACAAACAAGGAGAAUAUCGCCUCACCAUACCCCAGCCGCCUCAGGAGGCUGUGGAUCGUCGUGGAGUCUGUUUCCUUUCUUCCCUGUUUGGUUAUAGAGAGAAGACACCAAAAGCCAAGUAUAUGCAUCUAGCUCAGGAACUGCUGGUUGAUCCAGAAUGGCCACCAAAACCCAGAACAACAACAGAAGCUAAAGUACCAUCCCAAGAAAACGGCUCAUAUCAAAUCAUCACUUUAACGUAACAGUGGAUCUUAGUGGCAUGUGUCUUUAGAACUGAGAAGAAUGUAACUUUUAGGCUUUAUUUGAAAUUGCAGCAUCCUAAACUUUAAGUUCUAAUGCCGAUUUUUUUCCAGCUCUUUCAUCUCUCUGAAUACAAAGUUCAGAGCCUGACAUUUUAUGGCUGUACAUUUUAAAAAUGUAGGCGGCUACCUUAGGCAGAAGAAAAAUGAUUGUUUCCUUCCACCUUCUUUCAAACUUCAUUAUUCCUUAAUGAGAUGUAUUUGAAGAGUUAAACUGCAGGGCAGUUGAAGAGGUUCAUUUUGUUUGCCUGAAGUAUCUCAAUCAUUGUUCUGAUUUCCUUACAGGGACACGUGUUAAUUGUAAGGUCUAUGAUGUAAUGGUUUCAUGAUAGUACUAGAGGCAUGUAAUAACUUUGUCAUACCCUUAUUUGUUUUGUUUUCUAAUAUUCACUGCUGAAAAGCUUUGUGCCCCAAAGGGUACUAAAGUAUUGGUGUGUGUACCUCUAAGUUUGUCCCUGCUGGUAAGGAGUGUUUCCAGCUGUAAAUGUUUGGAUUUGAAGUUUAGUUCUUUACCACAGCGGGAACUGGGGAUGCACAAGCAAUAUGCUCUGUCUUCAAGAAGAAAGCGUGUUGCUUUUGAGUGGGUUCUUAGCUGCUUUCCUCGCUAACCCUUGAGAAGGACUUCAGUGGACUUCAGAGAAGGAGGCAUUUGGCCAUACUCUCAAAGUUUUCAGAGAAUCUAACACUGCUGUCUCAUAUUUUAGUGUCUUUAGCUAUGCAUUUCUCCACAGACCUUGCUUUUUUCCAGCAGAUGGGCUAGAUUAUCACUUUGUGGACCAUGUUUUAUUUGUAAAUCUUAAAGUAGUUUUCCUAUUAUCUUGAAGUAGUAAGGCCAGAGCUGUUGCUGCAAUGGAUGUAGUGGGAGGGAGGAAUAUUUUCACAUGCCCACGCUUGGAUUUGUGCAUGUUAAGAACAUAUGCAUUUCAAAGAGGCUGCUAGUGACUUAAAGUAACUUAAGCACUAUACGUAGCUGUAUGAAACAAAAUUAAGAGAAAAUAGGUGAGCUAAAUUCUGUCUUGCUGCAGAGCUAUGAAGCUUAUAAUGGAUAUCAUUAAAAAAAAAAAAAACACCAAAAAACUAAACCUUGUGUCACUAAUGAUGCUGCUUAAGCACUUGGUAUAGCGAUGCAUCUUUUUGCCAGUAGGUGGUGUCACAACACAAGACCACUAGAAAAAUAGAUCUGCGAGAAUGUAGAGGUAGGCAUGGGUUUUUGUUGUUGUUGUUUUUAAUAAUGGACAAAGUACUGAUCUCCAAACCAUCUUCAGCUUGCUGAACUUUCAGAGAAAUCUAUGGUGUCUUUGAGAAGAUGAUAAAAAUACUGACUUUGAUCAGUAUGUUCUGGCCAGGUGAAACUGACUGAUUCAUACUCCUUCCUCUGAGAAGGGAUCUCAGAUCCAGAGAAGUCAUAAUCCUUUAGAGAAGGAACUUGUGUCCUUUAGAGGACUAGUGUGAAAAAUGGAAGGAGGGCCCUGAAUAUCCCUGACUGACUGGCAUUAGUUUGAGCUGUGUGUAUUCUGAUUUGAUUUUUUAAAAUUCCUGUGGAGAUGAUUCCAGAAUUAUUCUAAUAAAUUGAUUUUUUUAUUCAGGUUGUGCCUAAUUUCCCCGCGCUGUGCUGUAGGGCAGUAUAGGCAGCAUCCCCCCACUGCUCACAUUACAGUUUCUGCAGUGUUGAAUGUACUGUGCCAAUGGGGAAUUUAUAGUGGUGCUAAAUGGUUUGGAAGACUUCUGCUGGAACUUGGGGGUUUAAGCUAUUAGCACUUACUGGUCAUAAAUAUGCUUAUGUGCUAUCCUCCUGUCCAGCUGUCAACUCUUUUCCUGAUAUUUUUGUUUGGUUUUGGGGGUGGAGUAAGAAUAAGGGGAAGUGGUUUUCUUAGCGUUCAUUCAGCAGAGCGAUGUAAAAGUCUUAUUUUCCUGGCUUCUCAGUGUCACAAACAUCGGACAGCAUUGGUAGCUUUAAGGGGUCUGAGAUCAUGAACAUGGAUAAGCUCAUUAAUCAUGAACCUGAGUCAGUUGGCCAAUUUUUGUCAGUGCUGAUUUUAUGAAAUCUCUGUAGCAUGGAGUAAUCGACGAAGAAUAAUUCUAAGCUGCGUAAGUAGUAUUCAAAUUUAAAGAAAUCCAUUUUAGCUUACAACUGUUGUGAAGCUAUGCAUCUUGGACCUGGGAGCCCUUCAACGCAUAAGCUUCUGUGCUCCGUUUCCUUGAUCACUUUAGAUUGGUUGUUCCAUCAGAAGUGAAAGAUAAAGAAGUCUUUCCCUUUGAUAUGCAUUUGCUUCAUGCUUUCUCUGAUCUACUGAUUUCUCUCAGCUUAUUUGGUUUAUGAAGCUAGUAUUUCAAUCAUUAUUCUAAUUUGUUAGAUGUACGUAGGGAGUGAGGAGGGAAUGACUUAUUCUUGUUUCCAGAGAACGUGCUAAGGAGCUCUUAUUAAUAAAACCAAAAUUGCCAAGUGUUCUCUACUUAAUUGAGUGGCUGAUGGGUCACGAACCUAUUGCACUUGAACAUUUUGCAAACGGAAGCUAGGUUUCUUCAAGGUUUGCGUUCGGAAUCACUGAAUGGUCUUGAGGUUGCAUGCUUGAGCUCUGACCUAUUUGCUUCUGCCAUCUAGUCAAGGUUAAUAAAUCAGCUUUUCCUAAAACUUCUCUUGUUGUAACGGCAGCCACAAAAUAAGCUUUUGCAUCCUCUACAAUUACUGGGUUCGAUGCCUUUCUGCCCAAGAGCUGAAUUUGGCCACCUAUAAUUUUUCUCAUUUUGAGCAGUUUAAUUUUUCUGGUUUACAGAAAUGCAAGCAACUGCUCUGAUGUAAGAUGAAAUUCAUGUUGUAGUGCAAAAUCUCUUCUAGUGUUCAUCUUGGAAGUCUAAAUUUGGACGAACAGACCAAUUUAGUGAGCUCCAAUAGAUAUUUAGUAGACAUUUUCUUCCUGCUGUAUAUUUGGGCCUUAUGUUGAGGAGUUUGAUUUAUUAUUAAAUUAUUUGUGUAUGCAGACUUUAAUCUGUACGUAUUUUACUUUAAUGUAUUAGGAUUUGUAAAUAAACUGAUUUUUGAAUAUUAUUUAUACACAUACUUAAAGGACUGGUCUACCCAGACAAGCAAUUGCUGAGUAAUAAAUGUUACUUUUUAGAAUUAAAUCGCAAGAUCAUUAAAUUGUAUAUCCCUCAGGGUUAUUUUUAAAGGUUUUUUUUCUUCCCUUUGGAUUUAAUUAGCAGUAACUAGUUUCACAUAAUAUAGAGCUAAAUCUACUGUAGAAAGAAAAUGCUGCGAUCAACGUUUGAGUAGAAGCAGCUCAAACUCCUACAGAACUGACUCUCCACAUUCAUUGUAACUUUAAAUUGGGAACUUUUACUGUUGCACUUUUAAGAAGUUGUUGAAUUUUUAAUUCUAUUUAUUUUUUUUCCUUUGUGAAGGUUGUGCUGAGCAGACAUCCCAAAUUGGGUAAAUACUCCUGUACUGCGUAUGUGUAUACAGCAUCAUACUAAGCAGAUGUGGAGUCCUUUUUUUAUGCUGCAAAUGUUUACUGCUUAUGUUGGUCAUCAUUGCAAGAGCUGAAGUUCUGUAGGAUUUCUCCCAUGAAAUUCUGAAUUGUAAAACUUAGGUUUUUGUAUGUCUAAGGGAAAGCUGUGGGGUUUUGACAGUUUUUAAGUCUUGAAUAUGUUGAUUUUAUACAGUAAAGCUUCAGGUUUUUAGAUCUAUUUUCAACAAACUGCAUCUUCUUUGAUAAUUAUGUGAGCUGGAAAUUACUCAAUUCAUCAUGAAUUCCUCAAUCCUAAUACAGAUUAAAAGAAUCAUCAUGACAGCACUCUCUAGAAGCUCAGCCUCCUUUUUAUUUUUAAACCUGAAAUGAUUCUGCAUCUUUGUAUUUAAAAUAUGUAUUGCUGCUCUAGAAUGGUACCCUGUCAAGAGGCAUACAUAAAUAAUUGUAUAAUAGAAUUGUAAAUAGUCUUGUAAAUCAUUUUUGUGACUGAAACUCUUUGAAAAUAAAAUUAAAACAAACAGAUAUUUUUAACUCUUUUCAUUAGUUUCAUGAAAUUCUUUUUAAUCACUCAUUAUACAAUUAGAUCUAAUGCAGGGGGUGGCGAAGAAUGUAGGCUUAACUCCUACUGACGUCAGGAAUUAUCCUGUUCAGAUCCUUCAUGUUCUUGAAGCUGGGAGCAGUGCAGUGAGCGUGCCACGUGCUGGCGCUGCGUGUGACAGUGCUGCUAUCUGUGUUAGGGUAACGGUGAUCUCAGUUUCACCUGGCGGCGUAUAAAAGCCAUUUAAAAGCCAGACCUAGAGGUGAGAGAUUCAUUCCCACUCUCUCUAUCCAAAUGGUCUUCCUGACCUUUGCAGUGUGAGACGCAUUAUCUUAAAGAGAUUCUUGCAUGAAUGCUCCUAGCUCUGAGCUGUUGCCGUUGUCACAGUCAUCUUCAGAGAAACCAUGCUGAAGUGAAGGUAUCUUUUCCAUCCGGCAGCUCAUGCUCUGUUUAAACAUUUAUUGACAGUGCAUGUUAUUUCCAGGUUGAAAACAAGGUGUUUCAAAUGCCUGGUUAACAAAGGACUUAAUUACAAAAAAUUUCAAACGAAGAUUUUGGUAACUAACACCUUUUUUCUCUUCAGAAUCUUUCAGGCUUUAGGUUUUGUUGGUCUAUGACUGUAGAAGACCUGAAGGAAGAACGGAAGCCAAGUGGAUCAGCUCUGAUCUGCUUAGCCAAAGCAUUCCUCUCAUUGCUUUGACUCCAAUCCUGUGUGAAGGUAAAAGAGCAGCCUUGUGAAGGUACUUAUCAAUUGCACUCGAUUGUUUGAAAUGGCUGCAUUUAUUCCUACAGAAUCUAAUGGAUCUGUUUAGUAGACUGCUGUGAAGUGUCUAACAAGUUUGAAAUUUCUUUCCAAUCAUAAUUCAUGUUGAAAUUCAGAUUUCUGACUAACCAAAUUUGUUUUGUGCUUGUUUGGGUACACAUUCUGCUGUCAAAGGUAUCUUGUGUUGUUGGAUUUGUUGAGACUUCAAAUUUUCUCCUGUUUCCUGAAUGACCUCAGCUUCUUUAGGAGUUUCAUACAACCUGUGGAAACGAGUUGCUUCCACAGCUUGGUGUAGGCAAAAAAAAGGCUCUGAAGCUUGAAAUGUUCAUUUGCUGUUCACAGCAGUUAGCAGAUGUGAGUGAAGUACUGUUAUCUAGAGGAUGCAUUUUGCUGUUUUACUUUCCAUUUCAAGAGCAGAGUCAUGGUGAAGCCUGAUUGCCUGCUGUGCUUCUAAGAAGUUUCUCUAAAAAGCAGAGAAGUUUCUAAGGCACUGUUCAAAACUGCGUUCUUGCAAGUUUCCAAAUUAAUUUGAGGAUGAACAAAAAGUUAGCAACCAUGAUAAACAGUUACGAAUGAUGGCAGUUACCAGGUGAGAUAAGAUUCCCAGAUUGUAUGGAAGCUUCUUGUUUGACAAAAAGAACUUUGGAAGUUUGGUAUCUUGAGGCUUUUUUUUUCCUGCCUUACUGUGUCAUUCCAAGAGGUCUGCAAAGCCCAGUGGGAGCGAGCUUUGCAGCACACGUUGCCGGUUGAUAACACCACGUGCCAUUUGCUUUCCUUCUCUAGGAAGAGAUGCUAAUUUUACCAGUCUUCAGUUCCCCAAACUAAACCAAGAAUUUUUUUUUUUUAAUUGUCCCUGUUAAUUUUACUUUGAUGCAGCAGCUGGUUUUGAUCGAUAGUUUUAUGCUCUUGUCAUCAGUUCAGGCACAAGAGAAGCACAUGAGAAUUUGAGACCGCUAUCCUCUUUCAGCCCUACUUACUCCCUUUUAAGUGAUCAGGUUUGUACCCACAUCUGUUUGUCAGGCUGGUUUGGGUGAGCUUCAUCCAUAUCCCUUAAAAACAAAAAUAAGAUGUGGGUAUGCUGGGAUGGUGUUCUCCCAUCUCAGUGCUCCUGGUGCUGAAGACUGACACAGUUACAGCAAUUCCAGUCAUGUCUGUGGCAAUCUCAGCUGCUGCUUCUCCUGUGCUUCAGCCAGUUCCUUGAUGUUCAGGUUUCUGAUGUACUUGGACUUGUUGAUUUUGCUAAGGAAAUAAAUGUAAACUGUGAAGGGUUUCUGUUUGACUUGGUCUUUCAAAUAUUAUCAUUACAGCUACAAUGGUUUAAUGAUUGCUUUCCUGUUUGGGAAUUGAUGCAACUUGCAGUUUUGAGUAUGUUUCAUGCAGAUCUACCUUUAUUCGUCCAGCUUUCUAGCUGAGGUCACAACACUUCAUUCCUUCCCUUUCAUUAUUUUUAAUACUUCAGUAAUGUGGAGUAGUGUUAAGUUGUUGAAGUGAGACUUGCUGAUUAUCAGACGCUUAUGGCCAUCCUUUGUUAGAUAAGUUCUUGUGUAUUUUUUUCAAAAAUAGCCUGUUGCUUCUUGUGUGUUCUUGAGCUUUUCCAAGAAGUGAUCGCUUCCAAGUGCUGAGAAAUGGUUUUACAGAGCUCUGAGGUGUGUUGAAUUUGGCCAUAUAAUAUUGCAAGAGUUGUAGGAUGCCCUUUUUACCUCUGUUAUCUAUUUUUGCAUGCUAAAACUAUACUUUUAGGUAACCUACAAUAAAAAUAUUAUUGGCUCAGGGCUGUCUGAUCUUUUAAGACUUUUUCCAUAUAACUUAGCAAUGAUACCUUUCAGUUCAAAUAAAUACAUCUUUUGACGAUUUAAGCGGUUUCAUUGUGAUUGUCAUAUGCUUUAGUCAUCCUUGGCUGCUACAAAUAGUAAUAAGGGGUACUUGAUUUACAGAAGAGCUUUAUCUGUACUUCUCAGUAUAAGCUGAACUCCUUCAAAAUAUUUGCAGUCAGCAGCAAUAGAUUUUGAAGUUGGUUUUCAAGCCAAGAGAAAUUUCAGAUUUUAUGGUAUAUUCAUACAGCUUUGUCUGCUAUGUUACUAGCUACCUGUGAUCAAAUUCUGACACUCUCUCAUCUCUUGUAACAGCUAAUGUUUCUGGUGUUUCAGCAAGAAUGUUGGUGAUUCGUUUGUCAGUGGUGAUCAAGCUUUUCUUCCAGCUGGAGGCAUCUGUUUGUCCUGAGAAAUGCGACUGCUCUUUCAAAAAUGCGAUUCAUUGCUCUGGUCCUCGCAUAAAAGACCUGGAAUCAUUAAAUCUUCCUUGCAAUAUGACAAAAAUUCACAUAACAAACACUAAUGUAACAUAUGUGCAAGAUGUUUUCGCUGGGAUGGGAGAACUGCAGCAUCUCAUCUUGUCUUCAAACAAUAUCGCUCUGAUUUCACCGGUGGCAUUUAAAGGCUUGAGAAGGCUGAAAGCCCUCAAACUGCUAGAUAACAAUCUGGUUGAACUUCCUCCAGAUGUGUUCAAUGACACGGUACAACUUCAGCAACUGAUCAUUGAAAAUAACAGGCUGAAAUCCAUCCAAGAGAAUCUGUUUGACAGACUAGGCAGUUUGGAGGAGCUUUUCUUGAACAAAAACCAACUAAGAUCACUUCCCAGUGGUGUGCUGAAGAAACUUGCCAAACUCAAAGUACUGAAUUUGUCAAGAAAUUCUUUGGCAGUGCUGCCUAGAAAUAUAUUUAGUGCAUUAACUAAGCUUGAGAAGCUGAUGUUGUACUUUAACAGGCUCUCUUCAAUAGAGUCUGGUAUAUUUGAUAGCCUGAGGGAGCUGCUGGAACUCUUUCUGCAUUCCAAUGACAUUCAGUCUAUUGCCCCUGAUGUAUUUCAUCACCUUCAUAAACUUAGAAGCCUAACGCUCUCCAGAAACAAGCUUGAGAUUUUGCCCCCUGGGCUCUUUCUGCACUUGCAUGAUCUGUCUAAAUUGACCUUAUAUGGGAACCCACUCAAGUCUCUUCCAGAAGUGUUGUUUGGAGAAAUGAGGAAUCUUGGUAGCCUGUGGCUGUAUCACACAAAGCUCUCAACGAUACCAGAUUUUGUAUUCAGUAACUUGACAAAUUUGGAGCUUCUUGUGCUGAGUUUUAAUCCGGAGCUUAGUGUUCUUCCUGAGAAUGUGUUCAGCGGUCUGAAAGAACUGCAGGGCCUUUCUCUGCAUACAAAUAAUAUUUCCAGUCUGCCAGAGGGCAUCUUCCAGAGCCUUCAGAAACUGCAGAACGUUUCCCUUUUCAGUUCCAGGCUUCAAGUUCUUCCAAGAAGCCUCUUCCACAAUCUCAAGCACCUCCAGAAAGUUUACCUCAAUAGUACUAAGCUGCAGUCUCUUCCUGAAGAUCUAUUUACCACUUUACCUGAGCUGCAAGAAGUCUACCUUAAUGACAACCCUUGGAAAUGUGAUUGCCAAAUUCUUGGCUUCCGAGAGUGGCUCCAGAAGAGCACAGAGGUCGUAAAAGAAGCACAAUCUCUAAUGUGUGACAGCCCACUCUCAUUAAGGAACAUCUCUCUUCUGGCUCUAACAGAUCACCACUUGAAGUGCCUGCCAACCACAGCCAUUACAUACCAGAUGUUCAAGUCCACUUAUUUCCAGACUUCGACUUCUCUUAUGAUGGAGCACUUGAAAUCAUCCUGGGAGACGACUGUAACAGCAGUGUCUGACAUAGAUACCAGCACAUCUACAUCAGUUCCAGUUGUAAGAGCAACUCCAGGUUUUACCUAUUCACACAUUCAAGAUGUUGAAGGCUCCGGCUCUCAUUUCUUAGAUGUUCCAACCCAAACUUCUCCCAACAUCUUAGAAACCAACAGCGUCAGAGGAACUGUUCUGACUACUCUUGCCCAGUGGGACGAAUUACCUGUUUACAGGAGUACCCAGCCCUAUUUUAGUACCAGAAUUGUUUGUUGUCAGCUAUUCUUGUGCCUUCACAGUUUGGUUUUAGCACUCCAGACUGUCAUUGUUGUGCUCAGUCUGUAUGUGGUGGUUAAAGCCAGGCAACUCUUGCACUCCAGACAUAUUCCUGCUCAGCCUGUAGUUCUCAUAAAAUUUGUAAAAUAGUAGAGAUUACCAGUCAAAGAAAGGAUUAGAAACGUUGCAAUGAAAGCAUUUUGAGCAUUUGGACAGUUGGCUUGGUUCAGAUACAGCUUACGAAUCUCCGCAGCAAGGACCACAAACACCUUUUCUCUACAGUAUAACGAAAAUGUGCUUUUAUCCACCUUAGCGUUUGCCCAAAGUGACUGUAGUCACUGCACAUUGCGAUGGCACUCGGUGUACACAACACAGAUGGGAAGCUGAAAGAAAAUCCGUGUCCACCUCCACACACAGCUCUGCACUUCGGUCAGCGUGCAUUGGGCUGCUGCCCUGCCCUGGGGAGGGCACUGCUGGCUGCUGUGCUCACACCACUCUGUAUGACUGGCUUGGGAGAGAGAGCUCUCCGUGGGCGAG